Messenger RNA from Alternaria conjuncta, 579 nucleotides. RefSeq lists its product as uncharacterized. The record is from RefSeq and is a predicted model, not a curated record. Lineage: Eukaryota; Fungi; Ascomycota; Dothideomycetes; Pleosporales; Pleosporaceae. The transcript is spliced from 3 exons. Bases 1 to 579 code for a protein of 192 amino acids.
AUGAUCUCCUCCAAACUCUUCAGUCUUUCCACCUUGGCCUUACUUCCUCUGGCCUUUGCGGCUCCAGCUCCAGCUCCGGAGCCCCUUUCUGCCGCUAAUGCCGCGAUUCAAUGGGUACCGAUCGACUUCAAUGGCAAGACCCUCUAUCUCAACAGUGCAGCAGUAGCUAUGUCUGUCAACCCCGGUGAGGUGGCGACGCGAGCUCUGCUCAGUGACUCCCCUGACUCUGAUACCUGCGAUGGCACCACUCUCGACCCCCAUCCUGCUCCUUUCGCCAACACCGCAGACUGUGCAGUGAUCCGUGACUACACCCGCUCUCAGAACACCUGGUGGGGCGUUUGGAACAACACUCCCGACACGCAUGGCGUCUUGUACUACGGUACCUGUGUCUUCGAAGCGGGUACCCGGAACAUCUAUGAAACCUGGAUUGGGUCUUCUAACAUCGCGGACAUCACCGAGCUUGCUCUCAACAGGUGGCAGACAAAGUCUGGUGGCGUCGUUGCCUCUCAGGGGCAGACGGAGUGCGACAACAUUGGCAUCGGACAGUCAACCGUUAGGUGGACUAUCAAGCAUUCUUGA